Monodelphis domestica (gray short-tailed opossum) is the source of this 3474-nucleotide messenger RNA. RefSeq names its product golgi SNAP receptor complex member 2 (gene GOSR2). Gene Ontology annotation, molecular function: SNAP receptor activity; SNARE binding. Gene Ontology annotation, biological process: vesicle fusion; intra-Golgi vesicle-mediated transport. Lineage: Eukaryota; Metazoa; Chordata; Mammalia; Didelphimorphia; Didelphidae. Gene Ontology annotation, cellular component: ER to Golgi transport vesicle membrane; Golgi apparatus; endoplasmic reticulum membrane. The record is from RefSeq and is a predicted model, not a curated record.
AGUCAAUCCAAAAUAAGGAGCGGAAAUGAUGUUGGGGCCUGAGGCCGGAAGCCGGAAGUGAGUCUGUGGUGGACGUGUUCUGGGGAACCGGGAGUCGGCGGGACCCGAGCUAUGGAGCCGCUGUAUCAGCAGACCCACAAGCAGGUCCAUGAGAUCCAGUCUCACAUGGGACGCCUGGAGACGUCAGACAAGGAGUCUUUGCACCUAGUAGAAAAUGAAAUCCAAGCAAGGAUAGAUCAAAUAUUCAGCAGCCUGGAACGCCUGGAGAUUUUGUCUAGCAAAGAGCCCCCUAAUAAGCGCCAGAAUGCCAAACUCCGUGUUGACCAGUUAAAGUAUGAUGUCCAGCACCUGCAGACCGCACUUCGGAACUUCCAGCAUCGGCGAUAUGCCAGGGAGCAGCAGGAGAGGCAGCGAGAAGAGCUUCUGUCAAGAACCUUCACCACGAAUGACUCUGAUACCACCAUACCCAUGGAUGAAUCACUGCAGUUUAAUUCUUCCCUCCAGAAAGUUCACCACGGCAUGGAUGACCUCAUUGGAGGCGGGCACAAUAUUCUGGAGGGACUGAGGGCACAGAGAAUGACCCUGAAGGGCACUCAGAAGAAGAUCUUGGAUAUUGCUAACAUGCUGGGGUUAUCCAACACUGUCAUGCGACUUAUUGAGAAGCGGGCCUUCCAAGACAAGUACUUCAUGAUAGGUGGGAUGCUGCUCACCUGUGUGGUCAUGUUUCUGGUGGUGCAGUAUUUGACAUGAGCAGGCAGAGUCCAGUGACUGGAAAGUGUUUUCCAUUGUGUGUGUAUGUGUGGUGUGUGUGUGUAUGAGAGUGUGUGAGUGUGUAUGUGUGUGUAUGAGAGAAUGAGAGAGAACAGGUGCCUGCCUGCCUGCCUGCCUACUUUUUGAAAUAUACUGCCUGUUGUAACUGUGAAUGCCACUUCAGAUUAAUUUUCAUCUAUAACCCAGCAGGAGUUUCAAAAUAACUUGUUUCCUUUAACCCCUUGGAGGGGAAAGCCAAGACCACUCAAGAAGCUUUGUUCUUGGGAAUCAAGUGACCUGAUCUGGAAGAGGAAAAGAAAAAGUGAAAUACUUUACAUGGUUUUGCCUGCCCAGUCUGUGUUCUUUGUCUGAAGAAUCUGAAAAAAUUGACCUUACUGGCAAGGAGGCUCAAACUCGGCUUCUUGUGGCACUCAGCCACAGUGGGACAGGUGGGAGGCUAGGUGAGGAAGCAAUGAACAGACAGAUUGGAAGAAAUACCUCUUUCAGAGUCCAUAAAGGAAAAAUUAUAUACCCAUUUCCCACACCAGUUGUAGGAAGAUUACUGCACCUACUUUUUGGCUCUCACCCAUAUCUAUUGCCUUUCCCCCCCCAACCCCCCAAAAAAGUAGGUGUAUAGAUUGAUCCUGCCCAACUAGCAGGGCAGCGUAGUGCUUUGUAACAUUCUUCCUAGAGCCAUUAACCAUCAACAUGGGAAGAACAGGAAAAAAUGAAGAUACUGUUAACAACUAGUUAAUUUUUAUACAUCAGAGAUUUUCAGUGUUUUCCUUUGUAAAACAAAACUGUUAUUCUUUGGGAUUAUUUGGAUUUAAAACUAUAGAUUUUAGACUUCUGAUUUUUAUAUGUGUAUAUGCACACAGUUCUUGGAUUUCAUAAAGUGUAGACCAGAUGGAAAUCACUUUGUGGCAAUUCUCCCAUUAUCUCUUGCUCUGGAGCCACAGAAGUAGGAUUUGAAGGCAAAUCUGAGUACUGAAUAAUAAUUUACCCAUUUCAUGUUACCUCUGGUCUUGGAGCAGCUACAAUUCACCUAGAACCUUCUUUCCUAAGGCAUGUUAAUAACUACCAGUGGCUCAGAAUCUCACUGCAUUAUCUUCUGGAGGGUGGAAGUCAAAAGGCAGGAAUCUCUUGGAUCCUAUCUAAGGGAAUUUAUUAGUAGAAUUAAGUGUUCUAUGGCAUAGAUUCCCUCCCCCCAGAGGUAGAUAGCCUCUUCCAAGGCCUUAUAAUAAGACUACUCUUGUAUAAUUAAACUGCUCUUGUAAUACAUUUUCCUUUAACUAUAUCUGUCAGUCUCCUUCCUACCGCUACCUGUACUGCUUCCCUGUCUGUCCCUUGAAUUGCAUCCUCUACCUAUUUUUUUCUUCUUCAUUUUCAUUCAGUUCCCUUCUCCUUGUUUUAUCCUCUGCUUGCUUCUAUGAAUAUAUUUUCCUUUCCUCCUCAAUCUGUGGGGCCACUCCUCUUGUAAGGCAACCCAUUCAUUUUUAAUUGAUACAAAUUUUAACACUCAUUGACCGUGCAGUGGAGAGGAUUAUGCAAUACCAGUUUGUAUACCUGUUUUGACAGGUGGUGGUCUCUGAAGUUACUGGUGAUCUAUUUCAGGAAAUCUUCAGACUCUAAAGGAAGGAGAUGGCCCUUCAGAUUGGUUUUUGGAACCUAUAUUGAAGUGAUGAAAAUACCACUUAAGACAGUAGAUGUGGGUACACUCUUUAGAACUGAAGGCUUUUGCCAGCCUGCAGAAGAGCCCUUUAAAACGGACAUAGUUCAGAGGCUAGAGCCUGCUAUCCAGAAGCCCCAUCCCCUGGAUUGGCUGAGAUCACCAGGCUACUUAGAUAAGAAUUUUGGAAUGCUGGCACAGAUCUCCACUGAUUCCUUUUUGUAAUUGCUAAUGUCUGUGACCUGACAGUCUUGGGACUGGGGGCAGGGAAGUGACUUGAGGGCCACAGUGAUAUCCAUAGUCAUUUCUGGCAGCUCUGUACUAAAGCAAUGCCAAGGAAGGAAUAUUUUCACUCUCAGGAGCUCUAGCCACCAUGCUAACUGGAAUGCAUUGUACCUUGAGCCCAUCCCUUCUCUACUCCUUAACUACCUCUGAAAAGUCAGCAGAAUGAUUUCCCUUUAUACCAACCAGCAACACUGUCCCUGGAGUAUCUGGGAAUCUGAUUUCUUGUGAGCCUAAAAUCUAGAUCCUUUACUAGGGAUGGAGCACCCUCUAGUGGAACAGAGAAAAAAUUUCUGCUUUGGGGAACCAGUAGUUUAACCAUCAGCUAAAAAACAAGGAACUGUCUUGGUUUAUACUGGAAUUUUAUGACAUCAGUUAUUGUUUCCAAUAAGUAGAUUGUUAGAAGGGAGCUUUGAAAUGCUUUUUGUAUACUUCUUAAUUCUUUUUAUUGCAUUCCACUCUAGAAAACAUUUUUUUAAAGCGAUGGGAGCAGUGGGUUACUAUUGGCAUUAUAAAUUAAUUCUUUGCUUUACUAAAUGAUUCUUUAAGAGUCAGAAGAUCUGAGUUCUAGACUUGAUUCUGCCAUUAACCAGCUGCAUACAACUUUGACAUUCCUAGACCUCGGUUUCCUCUUUUAUAUGAGUUUGGACUAGCUUUCCAAAGGCCCUAAAAACUCUAGGAUUCUCUGGUUCUGUGAAAUGGCUUUAAUGAAUUUAAAAUAAUGUUUGUUAAAUGAAAGAAUGGAUUAAAUGAUCAGAUAAGAGUACAAGUUA